UUUAGGGUUACGACAGCAGCAACGCUCCCCCCUUCAUCAGUUAUCGCGCUCACAUUCUCCCAUCCAAACCCCAGUCGGAAAAAUGGUGCAGCGGCUGACAUACAGGAAGCGUCAUAGCUAUGCCACCAAAUCCAAUCAACACCGCGUCGUCAAAACUCCCGGUGGGAAGCUAGUGUAUCAGACCACCAAGAAGAGAGCGAGUGGACCAAAAUGCCCCGUCACCGGAAAGAGGAUCCAAGGGAUUCCUCACCUGAGACCUGCGGAGUAUAAGAGGUCUAGAUUGUCCAGGAACCGCAGGACUGUGAAUCGUGCCUAUGGCGGAGUCUUAUCUGGUUCUGCUGUGAGGGAAAGGAUCAUUAGAGCUUUCUUGGUGGAGGAACAAAAGAUUGUGAAGAAGGUUUUGAAGAUUCAGAAGGCCAAGGAAAAGGUUGCUUCCAAGAACUAGAUUUAAAGCUUGAGGCUAAGAUAAUUUUGAAAAGCAAUUUAUCAGAGGGAUUAAGAAAUUGUAUUGUGAGAUUUUGAGGUGCCUUGAUUUAUUUUUUUCCUAUCGAAAUGAAUGACUCGUUUUCUUCUGCUUGAUAAAACUCAUUGAUUAACUACUGGUUUCCUCUAA
Molecule: messenger RNA, 613 nt
Organism: Salvia hispanica
Lineage: Eukaryota; Viridiplantae; Streptophyta; Magnoliopsida; Lamiales; Lamiaceae
Product: large ribosomal subunit protein eL34
Biological process (GO): translation
Cellular component (GO): ribosome
Molecular function (GO): structural constituent of ribosome
Source: RefSeq, a predicted model, not a curated record